AUGAUUACAGAAAAGGCCACAUGCAAUAAAGUGAAGAAAAACCUUGUCUAUUAUAAUCUCUGGUCUAAUGUUACAUCGGUGGAUUUUUAUGAUAAAACGCUGGGUGAACAAUUUAUGCUAUUGAAGGGAAAAAAUCCAAAAUCCGGAAAUGACAGUGCAUGUAUCAAUGGGUACGAUUAUGUGCUGCCUGUUCUGAAACAGAAGAAGUUGACAAUGCAGGCUUUAGAUCUGAUAUUUAAGCACGUAUCCGAGAUCGAGCACACAAAAGUUCAGAAGCUUGUGAUUGGAAUUACUGACUUCGACGGAACAAUCGUGUACUACAAUAUACAUAGUGGUGUCCAAAAACCUAAGAAUGCCUAA
This is a messenger RNA of Brettanomyces bruxellensis, 360 nucleotides long. RefSeq lists its product as uncharacterized. The record is from RefSeq and is a predicted model, not a curated record. Gene Ontology annotation, biological process: tRNA-type intron splice site recognition and cleavage; tRNA splicing, via endonucleolytic cleavage and ligation. Gene Ontology annotation, cellular component: tRNA-intron endonuclease complex. Lineage: Eukaryota; Fungi; Ascomycota; Pichiomycetes; Pichiales; Pichiaceae. The transcript has a single exon. Gene Ontology annotation, molecular function: nucleic acid binding. Bases 1 to 360 code for a protein of 119 amino acids.